CGGCGCGCGCGCGCGCUCCCUGCGCCCUCCCGGGUGACGUGCCGGGCCGAGGCCGCGCUAGGGCGCUGUAGCUGCCAGGGCGGCUGUCAUGGCGUCGGAGGCGCUGGCUGAGGAGAACCGGCCGCGGUCUCUAUAGAGCGAGGGGCGGGUGGCCGGGGAUGGAGAGCGGCUCUGAGAGCCUGCAGCCGCCAGAGCACGGGGUGGCGGCUGGGCCCGCGCCAGCGACGGGUUCCCCGCCGGGAGGACGACAGGAGACCGGGCUCGCCGCUGGGGAUGGUCCUGGAGUAUGCUCGGCGGAGAGCGGCGGUGGGAAUGGGCAGGGGGCGGCGGCCGCCGGGAGGAGCCUCCCGAACCCGGCUCCCUCGGGCUCGCCUCAAGUUUCCGAACCUUGCAGCUUCGUCCCGGGCUUGGACUUGAAGGAGAGCGUUUUGGAGAGCCCUGCUGCCGCCAAGGCUCCUUCGGGAGGGCAGCACAAGGUGACCGCCUCCCCGGAGCCAGCAGAGGCCGGAGCGGGCCGUGGGUUGGGUCCGGCCGGAGACAGUGGAGCCCGCACGGAUCCCGCCGGCACCUGUGAGACGCUGGCGACCUGCUCCGAGGAGCCCGGCAGCGCCGGCGGUCUCCACAGCAGUUGCAGCGACCCGAGCCCUCCUGGGGACUCGCCUAGCCUGGACUCCCUGGAGUCGUUCUCCAACCUGCAUUCUUUCCCCAGUAGCUCCGAGUUCAACAGUGAGGAGGGAGCGGAGAGCAGGGUCCCCGAGGAGACGGAGGGCGCGGCCGCCUUGCCAGGAGCUGCCCCUCUGUGCAGAGAGGAGGGGGAGGAGGAGGAGAGCGCUCAGGUGUUGGCGGCCUCCAAGGAGCGCUUCCCGGGACAAUCUGUGUAUCACAUCAAGUGGAUCCAGUGGAAGGAAGAGAACACACCCAUCAUCACGCAGAAUGAGAACGGACCCUGCCCUUUGCUGGCCAUCCUCAAUGUUUUGCUUCUGGCUUGGAAGGUGAAACUUCCACCGAUGAUGGAAAUCAUAACUGCUGAGCAGCUGAUGGAAUAUUUAGGAGAUUACAUGCUUGACGCAAAGCCAAAAGAAAUUUCAGAAAUUCAACGUUUAAAUUAUGAACAGAAUAUGAGUGAUGCUAUGGCAGUUUUGCACAAACUACAGACAGGCCUAGAUGUAAAUGUACGAUUUACUGGUGUUCGAGUAUUUGAAUAUACACCGGAAUGCAUAGUAUUUGAUCUUCUUGAUAUUCCUUUGUACCAUGGGUGGUUAGUAGAUCCUCAGAUUGAUGACAUUGUAAAAGCUGUUGGUAACUGCAGCUACAACCAACUAGUGGAGAAGAUCAUCUCCUGUAAGCAGUCAGACAAUAGUGAGCUGGUUAGUGAAGGCUUUGUAGCUGAGCAGUUUCUGAACAAUACAGCCACUCAGCUGACAUACCAUGGAUUGUGUGAACUAACUUCAACGGUUCAGGAAGGAGAACUUUGUGUGUUCUUUCGGAAUAAUCAUUUUAGUACCAUGACCAAGUAUAAGGGUCAGCUGUAUUUGUUGGUAACUGAUCAGGGGUUUCUUACUGAAGAAAAAAUCGUUUGGGAAAGUCUACACAAUGUAGAUGGUGAUGGAAAUUUCUGUGACUCAGAAUUUCGUCUGCGGCCUCCUUCAGAUCCUGAAACUGUAUACAAAGGACAACAAGACCAGAUAGACCAGGACUAUCUUAUGGCACUGUCUCUACAACAAGAACAGCAGAGCCAAGAGAUCAAUUGGGAACAAAUCCCAGAAGGAAUCAGUGACUUGGAACUAGCAAAGAAACUCCAAGAGGAAGAGGACAGACGGGCUUCUCAGUACUAUCAAGAACAAGAGCAAGCAGCGGCCGCCGCUGCUUCCUCCACACAGGCACAGAAGCAUUGAUUUUUUGGAUAAGACCCCAAGAGCACAGGCAAUAAAAGCAAAAAUAGACAAAUGGGAAUAUAGUACACUAAGAAGCUCCUGCACAGCAAAAGAAACAACUGAGUGAAGAAACAACCAACAGAACAUGAGAAAAUAUUUGAAAACUGUGCAUCUGAUAAAGGAUUAAAAUCCAUAAUUAAUGUUGAGAAUAUAAGGAGUUCAAGAAAUUUAACAACAUAGCAGUCGGUUGAGUUAAGAAUCAAAGAAUGUGAAUAGACAAUUUUCAAAAGAAGAAAUACAGAUGACUAACAUACAUAUGAAAAAAUGUUCCGUGGCACCAGCCAUCAGGGGAAUACAAGAAGAACCACCAGGAGGUAUCAUCUCGCGCCAUUAGAAUGGCUAUUAUCACAAAAAGUCCACAGAUAAUAAAUGCUAGUGACAAUGUGGAGGAGAGGGAAUCUUCAUUCAUUGUUGGUGGGAAUGCACAUUAAUACAACAGUUAUGGAAGAUGUAAUGGAAAUUCCUCACAAAACUAAAAACAGAUCUACCACAGGACUUGCCUAUCCCACUUCUGGAAAUACAUGCAAAGGAAAUUUAGUCAACAUAUGAAAAAGAUGCCUGUAUUAUCAUGUUUGUUGCAGCCCUAUUCACAAUGGCAAAAAAUGUGGCAUCAAGCACAUACGGUUGGCUGGAAAAAGAAAAAGCAGUAUAUAUAUACAAUGUAGUAUUACUCAGCCACAAAAAAGAAUGAAAGUUUGACCCUGCAAGAUUUGUAUGAAAUUAGGGAUCAUUUUGUGACCUGAAAUAACCCAGAUAGACAAAUGCAACAUGUUUUCUCUUAUAUGUGAAAGUUUAUAUAUGUGUGCCGGUACCUUAUUCUUUGAUACACAGAUAUUUACAAAUGUUGUGUUCACUGAGUUAUAUACUUCAUGUAAUAUCACUUUGUCCUCAUUUUACAAUCUGUCAUGAAUCCUAUGUUAUGUAAUGUUAAUAUAUACACCCUGCUCUCAAAACAAUGUAUGUGCAUAUAGAUAUGUAGCAUAUAUAUGAAGCAAAUAUGACAGAAUGUCAAAAAUUAUUACAUAUGUGUAGUCACUGAACUUUUCUCUAUAAUUUUCUGUAUUAUUUAAAAUAUUUUUAAAAGCAAAAAUAAAUAAAAUACUAUGGUAUUUAAUGAGCUUUUGAAGAAUUAUUAUGUAUUACAAAAAGUGUCACUUCUAAAAUUUUCUAGACUUUACCAAAUAUUUCUUCAGUUUGAGGCUUCAGGUAUUAUAAUCGUAUGUGUUAUUGAUUGAAAUUCCAUGUAUUAGAAUACUUGCUUUAUUAAUGGAAUCUCUCCAUAAUGGCAGUGGCAAUUACACAGAGACUAUGUAGUAUAACAUAUUUUUUGAUACACUAAUAGCUUCUUUGUCCAUUAAUGCUAUCUUUCACUCCGUGGGUUUUCUUGCUAGAUAACUAUGAUUAAGCACCUUGGAAUAUUUAGGGGUA
Ochotona princeps (American pika) is the source of this 3362-nucleotide messenger RNA. It is a transcript of the gene MINDY2, whose product is annotated as MINDY lysine 48 deubiquitinase 2. Gene Ontology annotation, biological process: protein K48-linked deubiquitination. Gene Ontology annotation, molecular function: cysteine-type deubiquitinase activity; cysteine-type carboxypeptidase activity; K48-linked deubiquitinase activity. NCBI's taxonomy places the organism in Eukaryota, Metazoa, Chordata, Mammalia, Lagomorpha, Ochotonidae. Gene Ontology annotation, cellular component: cell periphery; cytosol. The transcript has 9 exons. The coding region runs from base 159 to 1895 and encodes 578 amino acids. The record is from RefSeq and is a predicted model, not a curated record.